UGCUCCGCACGCAGCGCGCGAGAACGCUGACGCUCUCGCGAAUUUGCGAAACAGUUUUCGAACGUGACUAUUUUAUUUAAAAAGCUGUCUUUUGAAAAUCGAACCGUUUUCUUCCCAUUGGAUUUAACAUUUGUGAACGAAUAGUGGCCAGUUUCAAGUAAAAGUUUUUAAAAUAAAAGUUGGAAAAGUAUAUACUAAGGUUCUUGUACCUACUUAAUUAUUACUUUGAAUCUGGAAUAUGAAGUGACUUUUUGGAUGGAAUAAAGAAAAAGAUGCUAACAUAGCAACACUGCGGUACUUACUGAUGAACACCAAAAAUGCUUCAAGAGGUGACCUGACGCCGCCCAAAUGGAAUGAACCUGCUGGCUAUGACGAAUUACACCUUAUUGGAGACAACUCUUCAGGAUUUCGCCUGCCGCCUCAUACCAGGGUUCGGGUGUUCCAACACCACCGUACGAACUGGUCUCGAUUGCGACAACUAUGGCAACACUGUCGAUUACAACUGCGAACUGAACAUUGACAUCCAAAAUGAAACGUCGUAUACUUGCCGUGCGUGUUCUAACCAAACACUGGACAGUUUUAGCAACAAUACAAUAUGCAAUCCUCACUUCAAGCUGAAUCUGGUGACAAUCAUCUUUGAGAGUGCGCUUAAAAGCCUCUGGCUCAGGCUACCUUACAAUGAUCUCUGUGAUUUCGACUCUCUAUUCUGUGCCAAUGACGGAAUCAACCGGACGUUGUACAUAGAUCUGUCUAAUAGUGUUAAUACUGAGUAUGAAAAUUUUCAGUGUAGUUGGUUUAGGAACGGUUCGGAUGAUUUCGUGAGUGAUAAAGCUAGGUAUGAUUGGAGUUUCCUCUUUGUGAUAUUGUUUAUAGUAGCUGGGGGUGUGGGGAAUAUACUGGUGUGUCUUGCUGUGUGUUUGGACAAGAGGUUGCAAAAUGUGACCAAUUAUUUUUUACUUUCGCUGGCGAUUGCUGACCUGCUAGUCAGUUUGUUCGUCAUGCCCAUGGGAGCGAUACCCGGAUUUUUAGGGUACUGGCCGCUGGGCGUGGUGUGGUGCAACGUGUACGUCACGUGUGACGUGCUCGCGUGCUCCGCCAGCAUCAUGCACAUGUGCUUCAUCAGCAUUGGCAGGUACCUGGGCAUCCGCAAUCCGUUGAAGAGUCGUCAUCAUUCCACCAAGCGCGUCGUGGCCAUCAAGAUCGCACUCGUUUGGCUUCUCAGCAUGUUCGUGUCCAGCUCCAUAACUGUUUUAGGUCUAAUCAACAAGACGAACAUAAUGCCGACUCCAGAUCUGUGCGUGAUCAACAACCGCUUUUUUUGGAUCUUCGGGUCGCUGGUGGCGUUCUACAUUCCAAUGCUGAUGAUGGUGGUGUCUUUCGCGCUGACAGUCCAGCUACUUAAGAGGCAGGCCAGGUUGGCUGCCACUCCUGUGCCGGGGGGGACUCAGAGGAGGCAAUGCGGUGGGUUCGACAAUGGACCCUUGCAAGUCCGGAGAACUGGAGCCAAGAGUUCGCCAGACCUCUCUCCCGGCACCUCUGUAGCCAGACAGCUAACCUGGAGGGUUACUAGUACUACCAGGCCUCAACGAAACAAGAUCGGUAUGAGCGGCUCCCAUCCUCAGCUCAGCUACAUGAACGGCUGCGGGACUGGUGGAGGCUCUGGGGGGUCCAAGAGGGGCAGGGAUGUGGCCACGCAGACCCCUCCGAGUAUAGCGGCCGAGACCAGAAGGGCUAGGCUGAGGCCUCUGAAACUGACACUGGCAGCGCCGAACGCUUUGACCUUGAGGUUUUUAGCCAACCGCAAGAAGGGGCGGUCUUUGUCAGCCAAUGCUGUGGCCAAUGAACAGAAGGCUACCAAGGUCCUCGGCCUGGUCUUCUUCACCUUCGUGCUGUGCUGGGCACCAUUCUUCUUGCUGAACAUAUUGUUCGCUUCGUGUCCCGCUUGUAUAGUGCCAGAACAUGUGGUGGACAUCUGUCUCUGGCUGGGCUACGUGUCCUCCACCAUCAACCCUAUCAUCUACACUGUCUUCAAUAGAACCUUCAGAGCUGCCUUCCUCAGGCUACUACGAUGCCACUGCUCCAGACGCGGGCGCUGCACUCGUUACAGAUCGGUUGGGUCGACUCGCGGAGCUUCGCAACUGUGCGCCAGAUCAGCGCUACCUCUAGCCAUCUCGCUCAGACCUUCGGCGAUGCCUACUACUUCGCCUGCAGCAGCUGACACGACAGAGACAGUGCUAAUGGAGACUCCAAUGGGAGACUAUAAUGUGAGGUACUGAGUUUGAUAAGGUUUGAUGUGUGUUACAGUAUCAUAAAGUGACGUGACUGUUUCACUAUUAUAAAGUAUUCUGUGUGUGAGUGUGAAGUGAGGAUCGUCGAUUGAUAUUAAAUAUUAAUUUUUCUUCCUUGGACUUGUCCACGGUUUACAACAAAUAGAAUCGUGCGUUACAUCUGUGUUGACCAUCUUGCUUUAACUCUUGCAGUCGUUAGGGUAAGAACACACUAAAGAUGAGUAAAUAUGAAAAUCAGCGUUCAUAAUAUUAUGAUAUCAAACUAUACGUAAGUAUAUCAAACAGUAGCUGAUCGUGCUGGUGUAUUCUUGUACUAACACCCGUAUUUUAUGAUGUUAACACGAAACUUCCUCCAUUCGGCCUCAGUCUGAGUUGAGAAUGGUAUUUUAAGUUGACACUUACAUCCUCGACUUGAGGACUUUACUCACUGGAGUUGAGCAUAUCAUAUUGCCAACAGAAUAAUACGAAAAUAAUGACGUCAUGCCUCAAGUCAAUCUCACUGAAGUAAACUCGAGAUAAGGUUGAGGCGACGUCUGAGAAUACCGAUCUUGGGCUGAGUUUGAGGUCUUCCUUAAGGUCGCUUCAACUGAGUACGGGAUCGAGGAAGGUUCGCCUUCACAUCUUAGAAUAUGAGCAUAACAAAGAGAGUUUUAUUAAAAUAUCUCAUGCAAGAGUUCAACGUGUUCAAUAUCUCAUGAAAGAGUUCAAACAGUUUAUUGUCUGAGUGACGUAAUUAGGCACAUAAUGAGGAUAUAAAUAGAAGCUCAAAUGUAGGAGAUAGCACUGUUGAGUGUUCCUAAAUUUUAAAGGUGGAUCAAAAUAAAGUGUAUCCCGUCUAAAAGAUGACUUACGAAAAAGAAAAGCCAUCAGUUGGAAAAAGGCAGUUUUGAUUGAAAAUAAGUUUUUCUAAAUUUUCUUUUUUCCGAUAAUUAGGAAAUAAAUAUAACACUAUAAUUUUGUAGUUAAACGCUGCGAAAAUGGUUAAAGUGUAAAAAUAUAUCCAAAAUAAUAAGUUUGUUUACUCAAAUAGUAUCUACAUUGUUUUUAGUUUAUACAUU
This is a messenger RNA of Pectinophora gossypiella (pink bollworm), 3346 nucleotides long. RefSeq names its product D(3) dopamine receptor (gene 5-HT2A). Lineage: Eukaryota; Metazoa; Arthropoda; Insecta; Lepidoptera; Gelechiidae. The coding region runs from base 354 to 2276 and encodes 640 amino acids. The transcript has 10 exons. Gene Ontology annotation, biological process: chemical synaptic transmission; G protein-coupled receptor signaling pathway, coupled to cyclic nucleotide second messenger; serotonin receptor signaling pathway. Gene Ontology annotation, molecular function: neurotransmitter receptor activity; G protein-coupled serotonin receptor activity; serotonin binding. The record is from RefSeq and is a predicted model, not a curated record. Gene Ontology annotation, cellular component: membrane; dendrite.